Messenger RNA from Solanum dulcamara, 2055 nucleotides. RefSeq names its product DELLA protein GAI-like. Gene Ontology annotation, molecular function: DNA-binding transcription factor activity; sequence-specific DNA binding. Gene Ontology annotation, biological process: response to ethylene; response to abscisic acid; jasmonic acid mediated signaling pathway. The transcript has a single exon. Bases 112 to 1620 code for a protein of 502 amino acids. NCBI's taxonomy places the organism in Eukaryota, Viridiplantae, Streptophyta, Magnoliopsida, Solanales, Solanaceae. The record is from RefSeq and is a predicted model, not a curated record. Gene Ontology annotation, cellular component: nucleus.
AAUGAAAGAAAAGAAAAGAAGAAGAUAAGAGAAAGUUGACUAUGUCACGACUUCACUCAUUUUAGGGAAGCAGGAAGGUAGUAACUCCAGCAAUUUAUCAACAACCAAAAAAUGAGUUCAGGAGAGAUGUCCAUGGAUACAAUUAUGGAAGAUGAAGAUUCCUUUGUUUCUAAUACAAAUGCAAUCAUCUAUGCUGCUUCUGAUAUUUCAGGCUGGACUCACAGUUUGAUCUCUGAUAAUAAUAUUACUAAUUCAUCGUCUUCUGCCAGUGUAGACGAACGCCACCAGCAGCAGCAGAUUUCUACUGCUGCCGGUGGUGCUGGUGAUUCGAUGAAUGUAUCAUCAAGUGCAUCUUCCAGCUGGUUUAAGAAUAAUAAGCAAAUUGAUGAUCAGCAACAGAUUAGGAUAUUUAAUGUUGAUUUCAGGGCACUUUCCAAUAGAUCUUAUUUUCGUAGCCCUUUAUUGGCGGAUACUGGUAGGACAGUGAACGAAGAAACUAGAGUUAGGCUUGUGAAUACGUUAAUGGCUUGUGCCGAGGCGAUCCAAGAGAACAACCUAAGUCUAGCGGAUGUACUAAUCAGUGACCUAAGGAGAUUUACACUUUCACAAAUUGGAGGAGCAAUGAAGAAAGAGGCCACUUAUUUUACAGAAGCUUUGUAUAAUAAGAUUCACAGAACGAAUCCGGAAGAUGUUGAAUCAUCCUAUUCCAAGGACCAAGUCUUGAGUAUAAGCUUAUACGACAGCUGCCUCUUCCUCAAAUUCGCCCACGUAAUUGCCAAUCAAUCCAUUUUGGAGUCCUUCGCCGAUUACAAGAGAGUACAUGUAAUUGAUUUCAGCUUGAAUCAAGGUUCACAAUGGCCGGCACUUUUACAGGCUCUCGCUUUGCGUCCUGGCGGUCCCCCUGCUUUUCGGCUCACAGGAAUUGGUGGCCACUCCCAGCCUGAUGACAGUGAUGAUGCCUUACAGGAAGUUGGUUUGAAGCUUGCCCAACAUGCGGAGUCAUUUGGUGUAGAAUUUGAAUUCCGUGGAUUAGUGGUCCAUACUUUAGCUGAUCUUGAAGCACCAAUGUUGAAUAUUAGACCCAGUAAUGUGGAAGCAGUGGCUGUGAACUCUGUUUUCAAGCUUCACCGCCUGUUUUCCAUUCCAGGAGCAAUUGAGAAAGUGCUGGAUUUAAUAAAACAAAUAGAGCCGAAGAUUGUGACCAUCGCCGAACGAGAAGCCAAUCACAAUGAGAGUGUCUUUAUGAACAGGAUUAACCAAGCAUGGCACCACUAUGCAACAAUGUUUGAUUUACUGGAGAACUCAGAGUGGACUAAGUUCAGCACUAUGGAGAUUGCGGCGGAGCACCUAGGGCGGGAGAUCUAUAAUUUGGUGGCUUGCGAAGGGACUAAGCGAGUUGUGAGACACGAGACGUUUGGUCAAUGGCGAGUGAGGUUUAACUCUGCAAGGUUCAACCUGGUUCCACUGAGUUCAAAUACGUACAGAGGCGCAGACAUGUUAUUGACCUUCUACACAAACGGAAAGAGAUACAGAGUAGAAGAAAAAGAUGGGUGUCUUAUGUUGAGUUGGCAUAGUCACCCGCUCAUCACCACAUCUGCUUGGCGCGGCUAUGUCGCCUAGUCUAGGGAGUCAGUCAAUGGGUGAGGUUGCUCUGCACCCGUCCUGGAAAAGCUUGAUACUCUGAGGAGGUUGCUCUGCAGCUGUCCUGCAUCAUACAAUGCGUAGUUUUAUAUGUUACUCUUCUUCUUUAAAUGUUUACAGAUAUAUGUAUCAGACAAUCCAAAUUGAUAACCUUUGUAAGAUAGUUCUUUUCUUUGACCUCACUGUUAUUGAGAGGAUGUCCACAGUAGCCAUUAAAUUCAAUAACGCACAGGACAUAGUCGGGUAAGAUUUGAAUAUACUCUACUCUCAUCAUAUCAAGACUCUGCUUAUGGACUAGACUUAUUAUUUUUGUUGAGGGUAGCACCUGUAUGUUCCUCCUUUAUGUCAUAUUCAAAACUUGUACUAUGAUUGUCUGUCCUGUAACACUAUUGUCUAUAUUUAAGUUUUUUCUUA